This is a messenger RNA of Budorcas taxicolor (takin), 1789 nucleotides long. It is a transcript of the gene SNAPC1, whose product is annotated as small nuclear RNA activating complex polypeptide 1. The transcript is spliced from 10 exons. Gene Ontology annotation, molecular function: sequence-specific DNA binding. Gene Ontology annotation, biological process: snRNA transcription by RNA polymerase II; snRNA transcription by RNA polymerase III. The record is from RefSeq and is a predicted model, not a curated record. Gene Ontology annotation, cellular component: snRNA-activating protein complex. NCBI's taxonomy places the organism in Eukaryota, Metazoa, Chordata, Mammalia, Artiodactyla, Bovidae. The coding region runs from base 1 to 1116 and encodes 371 amino acids.
AUGGGGGCGCCUUCAGGCUUGAAGGACGACUGCGAAGCACUGCUCAGCCGCUUCCAGGAGAUGGAUAGCGUGCGCUUCGAGGACUUCACUGAGCUCUGGAGAAGUAUGAAGUUCGGAACCAUCUUCUGUGGUAGAAUGAGAAAUUUAGAAAAGAACACGUUUACAAAAGAAGCUUUGACUUUGGCUUGGCGAUAUUUUUUACCUCCAUACACCUUCCAGAUCAGAGUUGGUGCUUUGUAUCUGCUGUAUGGAUUAUAUAACAUGCAACUGUGUCAACCAAAACAAAAGAUUAGAGUUGCCCUGAAGGAUUGGGAUGAAAUUUUAAAAUUUCAACAAGAUUUGAUAAAUGCACAACAUUUUGAUGCAGCUUAUAUUUUUAGGAAACUACGACUAGACAGAGCAUUUCACUUUACAGCAAUGCCUAAAUUGCUGUCAUACAGAAUGAAGAAAAAAAUGCAACGAGCUGAAAUUACUGAAGAAUUUAAGGACCCAAAUGAUCGUGUUUUGAAACUUAUCACUUCUGAUGUAUUAGAGGAAAUGAUGAACGUUCAUGACCAUUAUCAGAGAAUGAAACAUGUAAUUUCAGCUGACAAAUCCAAUCCGGAAAAAUCCAUCAACUUGAUAAAAGAUGAUUUUUUUGAGAAUAUUAAGAACAUAGUUUUGGAGCAUCAGCAGUGGCACAAAGACAGAAAGAAACCACCUUUAAAACUGAAAGUUAAAGGAGGAGAAGAAAAGAGUGAGAGAAAUUCACAACAAUCAGAGAGAUGUGAAAGGGCAGAAUCAUUAGCGAAAAUAAAAUCAAAGGCCUUUUCAGUUGUUGUUCAGGCAUCAAAGUCAAGAAGGCACCGUCAGGUCAAAGUUGACUUUUCUGAUUCUGAAUCCGGCCAAGUACAAACCAAAACAACUAGGAAAAGAAGAAACAAAGAAACGUUGAAACCAGCAGGAAGGAAAGUGUCUUCCAGAGACAGAGGUGACAUGCAGAAUAUACAUAUGGAAGAUAAAUCUUUAAGUCUGAGUAUGCCUGUGGUUACAGAAGAGGAUGAGGAGAAUGAAAGUUUUAGUGAAACAGAGUUCACUGCACCCAAGAGGAGAAGAAAACAGAGAACAAAAAGCUAGGCUUCCCACUCCAGUAUCCUUGGACUUUCUUGGUAGCUCAGCUGGUAAAGAAUCCACCUGCAAAGCGGGAGACCUUGGUUCGACCCCUGGGUUGGGAAGAUGCCCUAGAGAAGGGAAAAGCUGCCCACUCUAGUAUUCUGGCCUGGAGAAUUCCAUGGACUGUAUAGUCAUGGGGUCGCAAAGAGUUGGACAUGACUGAGCGACUUUGACCUACUCACUUACUCACAUGUAAAUGGUUAGUUAUUUUACGAUAUCUAAAGUUUGGUAACAGAUUUGUUUAUGGUGUAUAUUAAAUAUUUUAUAUAUUAUGUUGUAAAGUGCACUAAAGUUUUUGCUUUAUUUUUUAAUAUUUGAGACUUACAUGGUCAGUAGCUUAUAUGAUUAAUAACUUAGGAAGCUCAGUUUCUAUCUCUGUAAUCAAGUAUCAUUUGGUGCUUGUUUUAAAGCUCCCUUUGGCCUAACAUGUCAGUAUGUAUACAUGCAUGUUUGUGUAUGUAUAGAUAUAUCUAUGUAUGUGUCCAUUUAUGCAUAUAAUAUGAUUAGUCAAUACACUGGGUACAACAUUUAAAUACUGAUUAUUUCUAGUAAAACCUUUAAGAGUGAUAAUAUAUAUUUCAGAACAUGUCUGUGGUACAGAAAGUUGGUACUCAAAAAAAAUUCUGUAGCCUCGUGA